GGCCGUUGUCCAUGAAGGUAUUAGGGUCACCGGUGCCACUUCGGUUGAUCUCAACAUUUCGGAGAUCCACUGACCUCAACAACGGCAUUAACUUUCUUGUAUUCGCCCGCUCGCAUCUCAAUAUUCAACACCGGCCUUCCACGACCUCGAAUUCAUAAAUCUAACCUUCCUCACUCCUAUCUCCCCAAUCCGAGAAUCCGCCAUCGCCCACAAUGGCGCGGUUUCCGCCCACCCGCCAUCUCCGCACCACCCUCCGCCAACUCCGAACCUACACUUCCUCCUCCGCCUCCCAACCAACCCUCCUCCCCUCCGUCCUCCAACUCCUCCACACCAACCACAUUCCCGACUCCGACAUCCCCAAGAUCCCCGCCACCGGCCCCAACAACCGCCUCCUUAAAGGCGACGUCCUCGCCUACCUAGGACACAUCCCUUCCGCCCGCCCCGCUGAACAAUCCCAACAGCUCGCCAAACUCAGCCACCUGGACCUCACCAACAUCAAGCUCGCGCCUGCCCCGAUUAAAGAAGCUACACCUGCCCCGCCGCCCGACGUCCAACCUGCUGCCGAGGAACCCACCCAGCUCGCCCUCCCCAUCUCCCUCGCCGCCGUACUCGCCUGCCAGAAGAAGCUGCAGGACGCCCUCGGUGUGACGCUGCCGCUGUCGACGUUCCUCACGCGUGCCGUCGAGCUGGCGAACGAGAGCCUGCCGCGGAAGCGCGCACCGCCGACCGCCGACGAACUUUUCGAUGCGGUGAUCGGCGCGGAGAAGAUCGUGCAUGGGGAGAGGGGGAACUUCGUGCCGGAUGUGUUGGUUGAACCAUUUGCGGCGGGGCGGAGGACGCAGAGACCGGUGGAUAUAAUUGAUGAGUUGGCGGGGAGGGUGGCGGCAAAGGGGAAAGAGGCGGUCCCGAGUGCGGGUGUGGGGCGCGGGGCGGAGAAUGUGUUUAGUGUCACAGUCGAUGAGGCGAACCUCAAGCGAGGGGAGACGUUUCUGCAGCGGAUGAAGGCCAUCUUGGAGAAGGAGCCAGGGCGGUUGGUGCUCUGAUGCCACAAUACAUCCCAACCAAACCCGUACGUUUUUGGAGGCACCAAUCGAUAGAUCUGGAUUGGCGUUGGCGCAAGUCAGGGGAUAUAUUUGGCACGUAGCGUAGUGUAACCAUAGCUGGCAUUAAGGCCGAACCGAAGAAGCAUAUCGUAACGAAACUCGGGUGCCACGAGCCAUCAUGUCCAGCGGAACAGUUGAAAAUCGUAAUCGUAACUAACUCUAUACAAGCAGACGCUGUCCGAGAUCACAGGCACUCGCAAGGACCUCGCCGGGUUCCGAUAGACUGC
Eremomyces bilateralis CBS 781.70 is the source of this 1330-nucleotide messenger RNA. RefSeq lists its product as uncharacterized. Gene Ontology annotation, molecular function: acyltransferase activity. NCBI's taxonomy places the organism in Eukaryota, Fungi, Ascomycota, Dothideomycetes, Eremomycetales, Eremomycetaceae. The record is from RefSeq and is a predicted model, not a curated record. The coding region runs from base 213 to 1043 and encodes 276 amino acids. The transcript has a single exon.